UGAUGCCAUUGCCUUGUGCAUGAUUAUAGACAUUUUGGGAGUCGGCAAUCAUUGGGGAAUUCUUUCAUUUAUAUUGUUGUUUAUGCUGAUUAAUUAUCAACCCGUUUGAAGCUAGAUAAGAAAUUGUAAACACCCAAACGGAUCAGAUAAGGCGUAAGAAAACGUUGACUAACAAUCAGAAUUUCAUUAGCAUAAGGAAACGAAUUGUAACCCUUAUGUUAUCAAGUUUCCAUCGGAAAUGAGCUGAUAAAUUCAAAGCCCGUCUAGUACCAUAAAAGUAGAGCCGACAUCAAAGCUGCGAGGCAUUCCAUUCAAUUCUCCAGGCAUACAAAUAAAAAUACACAGAUCACAGAUGAAGAGCAAACUGCAACAACUGAUCAUAGUUCUAUUGCUGCAUUUGGUAACAAUUAAAGCCACUUCUCGAAGCGACCUCUUGGCCAUCGAAUCGCUCUGCCGCAAUGCCCUGGUGUGGACUCUAUUCCCCAAUGAGCAACAUUGUGACAGAUUCUAUGUGUGCACGGGUAGAAAAGAUCACAACAGAAGCUAUCAGGAAUUAAGAUGUGAAACGAAUUACCACUUUAGCAGCUAUGAGCAACGCUGCAUAAGAGGCGCAUGUUCCCAACCUGUCACCACAACCUGCAAUGCAACCGGCGACAACAACGUGCAACGUCUGCUGGGCGAUUGUACGCGCUUUGAGCGUUGCUCCGUUCGCGGUAAGCUCGACCUUAUCAGCUGCUCGUACGGUCACUACUUUGAUGCGGAGCGACAUGCCUGCCUGCCGGUGGCCAUAACGCCAUCUCAUCAGUGCAGCUGCAUACUGCCGGAGCACUCUACGCUGGCCAAUCUGGAGGACUGCCGCAGCUACUAUCGUUGCACGGAGGGCCAGGCAGAGCUGCAGCAGUGUCCGCAGGAUUAUUAUUAUGAGGUUAGCGUGAAUAGCUGCCUGCUGGAUACGAGGGGUGUAUGCAAGCCCGAAGUGCCUGCGCCUCUGUUAGGCGAGACGUUGCAGGAGUGUGACAGAGAAGGUAGCCGAUUGGUGCCGCACACUCACGACUGUAGUCGGUAUUUUGUGUGCAUCGGCAGCCGGGCCAUCGAAUUGAGUUGCCCCAAAGGCCAGUAUUUCGAUGUGGUAUCGCGCUAUUGUACUAUUGAUGAAAAUUUUCAGUGCGUCAAGCAAAGCACAGGCACACAACCUAUGACAACUGCGUCACCUGCCACGACACAGGAAGUCAACAGCAGCCAGCAGGCGCAGAAGUUGAACACGCCAAGCAACAAGCCAGCAUAUGAUGUGAUCGGCAACAAGUUGUCAUCAAAAUUUUUGUUAUUUUAAAGAGUUCGUGGCGUUUCAACUAGAUAUCUUACUUGGACUGAAAUGCCCGAAAACCAAUCAAGCCGAACACCGAACUGAACUGUAUUCUUUUUCCAAAAAUUUUUUGGUCAAGAAUAAAACACUUUUGAAGAAGGUCUCAGCCCCAAAGCAUAAAUAUCUUGGUUGAUGCCAUUUUUGGGUAGAGAUCAAAUUUAGACUUUUUAGUAGAAUGGGCAAUAUUUAAUUAUUUUAUAACCAUUUAGAAAAUAUAUGACAAAGCAUUGCUUCAACCAACCUUUU
Molecule: messenger RNA, 1609 nt
Organism: Drosophila montana
Lineage: Eukaryota; Metazoa; Arthropoda; Insecta; Diptera; Drosophilidae
Gene: obst-J
Product: obstructor-J
Exons: 2
Coding region: 353-1330 (325 amino acids)
Cellular component (GO): extracellular region
Molecular function (GO): chitin binding
Source: RefSeq, a predicted model, not a curated record